AAUUGUGACGUGAAGUGGAAAUCAUGGGAGAAGAAAAUCGCAAGCACUUUCGUUACCUCACUAAUAUAUUUCCAGUUAUCCAUUCUGAUACUGACAAUGUGGAUGUACCGCCUAAUACUCCUUGCAUUUCCAAAUUGGAUGUCUUCCUUUUGGCUUCUUCCAUAUUUAUGCACAUUGUGGAUAUGUGUUUUGAUUAUAACAUCGCUAUUCAAUACAUUUUGACUGGCAAAAUAACAUAUUUUGCUUGGACAAUUUGCCUUAUCAUCAUUCCAUCUCUGAUAAAUGUCAUUGUCAGUAAAAGGAUGCAACGUCAAGAUAAAGAAAUAAAUUCCGGCAUGGAUCCAUUAGAGGAUAACAAGACAAUACGCUUAAUGAUUAAAAAUAAUUUGUAUUUUGCGGUUGCUGUAAUCUUACAAUUAGCACCAGUUAUACAUUAUUACGAUACUUUGAAAUAUGCAUUAAAAGCACGCAAAUACAAGAAGUCUGGGGAUCGUGUUGGCGAAAGGCGAUAUUAUGUGAAAAUGCUCAAAGAAGAUGAAGAUGUUGCAUUACUAAGAGUAUUUGAAUGUUUUUUGGAAGCUGCACCGCAACAAAUUCUGCAAUUAACUUUAAUGUUAAAGUAUUACCAUGCUGAAAUUAAUUUUGAGUUUAUACAUCAAGUAGGUAGCAUUGUCAGCUCGCUUGCAAGUAUGGGUUGGGCAAUGGCUAGUUAUCAUCGUAGCAUUCGAUUAGCUCAACAAGAUAAAUCAAAUAUUGGUGUUAUAGGAAUUGUUUUACAAUUUCUAUGGCACUUUUGCAUUACAGUGGCAAGAAUCUUAUCAAUCAGUGUUAUUGCAAGUAUCUGGCCUAUCUAUACAAUAAUUUGUUGCAUUACACAUUGGAUAUGUAUGACAAUAUGGAUCUUAAUCGAUUCCCAUGGAAUAUUAGAGUUUUGUCGAACUUACAAUCAUCCACCGCAUAUGCAACCAACGUUGAAAGAACGCUUUUAUUCUAUAUUGUUUGCCGGAGUUAUCGGCAUAGUUCAUAUUUUCAUAUACUUAAAUGCCGUAGAUGGAAACACAUUUUGGAAGCAUUUUUGUUUUUAUGUGCUUUGCUUCUUGGAAAAUAUUAUGUCAGUCUUAUUGUGGCGAUUCAAUUCUUCUCUCGCAGUUAGAAAUGCUUGGUACUUUAAUGUGUUUUUCGCUUUUGGAGUUAUCUUCUUCUUUGUGGGGAUUGCAGCAAUGAUUAUGUAUUACACGUUUCAUCCUUCAAAAAAGCAACCUCGUACCUCAGGUGCAUCCCUUCAAAUAGCAUAAAUUUAGAUGUUUAAAUUUAAAUGUUCUUACUUAAAAUAGAGUAAGCAAUACAAUUUUACAUUAUCAUUUGUAAGGACAUUUUAUAUUUUGUAUGAAGAAUCUCAACACACAUGUAAUAUUUUUUAUGUAUUUAUACAUAUAUUACAUUCCAAAUUUUCAGAUGUCAAUUUUAUAUACAAUUCUAUUAAAGUUUAUAGUUUGUAGUUUUUAGCAUACAACUUUUAAAAGUUUUGUAAAAUAAAAUAGCUUAUAUAUUGUAUUCCUACAAAAUAUUUUUUGUACUGAAGUUUUCAAUAUAAGAAAAUGUUUAUUUAAAUAUUCCUUAAUUCAGGUUGGAAAUAAGUAACAUCUCAGGGACAUUUAUGUAAUUUGUGAAUUCAAAAUGUUACAUCAAUGUAUUAUUGUAUCAUUUUAAACAUAAUUAUGUGAUAAAUCUAAUGUCAAUACUCAAAAGACUUAUUUUACAAUAUUGGAUUAAAUAUUUCGAACAAAAUAAGCACAAGUAGCAAAAAAAAUUAAUUUACCUACAUAUUUAUAAAAAUAUUUGCCUUUUUUAUGUGGGAAUUAUAUUAAAAGAUUAUCAUAGGUAAUUUUGAAGUAACAGAACAAUAGUUCUAUAAUACAAUACAUUAUAUGUACGUUUGUACAUGUGAAUGUGUGUGUAUGCGUGCGUUGUAUGAACUGGUAUGUCAAAAUUUAUAUUUUUUAGUAUUUGUCUCUAAUUAUUACUCUGCCAAGUUACUUGCCACAUUAUUUUAAUAUCAUAUAUCUUGUAUAUAUUUUACAAAUCUUUGUACACAUUUUAUGAUGUAUUAAAUUACAUAAGUAAAAUACAUAUAUAUUGUAGUCUUUCAACAUUCUUUCCCAGCAAAAUAAUUGAAAAAAAUAAAUACUCUUUAUUUAUAAAAUAUGAUUCAAAUAACUUGAUUUUUCCUAUUUCUUCUUAUUCCACAUUGUCAUUUUUUAAUUCUUCGACUUUUUAUAUUACUUUAUGUUCUUAAAUCUUGUAUGAUUAUAUUGGUGCACUAUAAGAUGUAAAUGGUGAAAUAUAUCUUAGUAUGCAAAAAAAAUUGAAUUAAAAAAUAAAAUGUUGCG
Messenger RNA from Linepithema humile (Argentine ant), 2390 nucleotides. Its product is annotated as XK-related protein 6. The record is from RefSeq and is a predicted model, not a curated record. Gene Ontology annotation, cellular component: membrane. Lineage: Eukaryota; Metazoa; Arthropoda; Insecta; Hymenoptera; Formicidae.